This is a messenger RNA of Oryzias melastigma (Indian medaka), 5249 nucleotides long. RefSeq names its product PC4 and SFRS1 interacting protein 1b (gene psip1b). The transcript is spliced from 12 exons. Lineage: Eukaryota; Metazoa; Chordata; Actinopteri; Beloniformes; Adrianichthyidae. Gene Ontology annotation, cellular component: nucleus. Bases 149 to 4255 code for a protein of 1368 amino acids. Gene Ontology annotation, biological process: regulation of transcription by RNA polymerase II. The record is from RefSeq and is a predicted model, not a curated record. Gene Ontology annotation, molecular function: transcription coregulator activity; double-stranded DNA binding.
CGUAGAACGUGACGUCAUUCUGGAGCAGUGGUCAAACAUGGCGGCGAGCAGGAGGGAGUAGCUCUUUAAAUGAAAGACUUUUCUUGAUCUUCUUCAGCGUUAGAGCUCCCCGGUUUCCUUCCACAGGAUCCACUUUUGAAGCAGCAGGAUGCCCGGGAAAAACGGUGACCAGUUCAAAGCCGGAGACCUGGUGUUCGCCAAGAUGAAGGGCUUUCCGCACUGGCCUGCCAGGGUCUGUAAGGUGGACAGCGGCUUCAAGAAAAGGAUACCGGUGUAUUUCUUUGGGACCCAUCAGAUAGGAAGCAUCCCACCAGAGAAUAUUGUUCCUUAUUUGGGCAAUAAGAUGAAGUACGGCAGUGGCGUUCGCAUCAGAGGCUUCGUGGAGGGCAUGUGGGAGAUCCAGAACACACCUGGAAUCGGGACCAAGCUCAAAGUUCCAGGAAAGAACAACGUUGCAAAACCCUCCAAACCAUCUGCAGCUGCGAAAGCUACACCUGCAAAAAAAUCUGUAACGUCCAAGGCUGCGCCUGCGAAAACAUCUGCAGCUGCAAAAGCUACAACUGCAAGAACACCUGCAGCUGCAAAAAAACCUGCAGCUGGUAGAGCCACACCUGCAAGGACAUCUGCAGCUGGUAGAGCUGCACCCGCAAGGACAUCUGCAGCUAAUAGGGUUGCAUCUACAAAAAAAUCUGUAGCAUCCAAGGAUGCACCUGCAGAAACAUCUGCUUCAUCUGAGGCUGCACCUGCAGAAACAUUUGAUUCAUCCGAGGCUGCACCUGCAGAAACAUCUGCAGCUACAAAAGCUACAACUGCAAGAACACCUGCAGCUGCUAGAGCUGCACAUGCAAGGACACCUGCAGCUGCAAGAACACCUGCAGCUGGUAGAGCUACACCUGCAAGGACACCUGCAGCUAGGAGAGUUGCAUCUACAAAAAAAUCUGUAGCAUCCAAGGAUACACCUGAAGAAACAUCUGCUUCAUCUGAAGCUGCACCUGCAGAAACAUCUGCAUCAUCCAAGGACACACCUGCAGAAACAUCUGCUUCAUCUGAGGCUGCACCUGCUGAAACAUCUGCAUCAUCCAAGGACACACCUGCAGAAACAUUUGCAUCAUCCAAGGACACACCUGCAGAAACAUCUGCUUCGUCUGAAGCUGUACCUGCUGAAACAUCUGCAUCAUCCAAGGAUACACCUGCAGAAACAUCUGCUUCAUCUGAAGCUGCACCUGCAGAAACAUCUUCAUCCAAGGCUGCAUCUGCAGAAACAUCUGUACCAUCCAAGGCUGUAUCUGCAGAAACAUCUGCAUCUUUGAAACCAUCUGCAAAAUCUGAGGGUAAGCCUGCUGAAGCUCGAACUACAGCAGACACCACGCCACCUGCAGCUGUAGACGAAAAGCCUAAAUCGAAGGCUGACAGCAGAACAUCUUCUGGUAGAAGUACUCCGAACAAAGCGACUCAGGAACUUGAAAGCGUCGUCCGGGCUUCUACAAGGACUUCAACUAGAAUAACGACCGACAAGAUAAGUGACUCUAAACUUCCAGAACCUACAGCGACGACGAGAAGCGCAAGAGCGCUAACCAGAGCAGGAUCUGCAGGAGAGAGUGACAGACAAGUGUCUAUAAACAAAAAAGAGACCAGAUCGAGCAGAUCAUCAGAGCAUAAGACAGAGACCACAGUCACAGCUGAAAAAAACACUAAAAACAGAAGACAAACCAAAGUAGAGAUGACUGCAGCUGCUGGCUGCGCAGACAGGGAGGAGACUGCUGCUGCUGGAUCUACAGCCAAGAAGAGGAGCAGAGCAACGCCCUCAGAGAUUGAUGAGGAGCAGGAAGUGAAGAGGAGCACUCCUUCUGUGAAGAAGAGGAGGGCCGAAGAGGAGAAGGAAGAAACCCGAGAGAAGCCGAAAGAGGAGAAUAAAAGUCAGGAGGAGGGAAAAGAAGAGACUUCAGAGAGGAGGGGGGAGAAAAGAAAGAAAGAGGAGGAGGAGGAGAAAGAGGGAGCAAAGACGAGAAGAGCCGAGACGAAAGAACAGAAGCAGGAGGCGAAGACGAAGGAGGGCAGAGAUGGAGAGAAAGGGAGGAGAGAGAAAAAGACGGAGGUGGAAGGAAAAGGUAGAAGUAGAGAGAAGGAGGUAGAGAGGCGGAGGGAGCUGAGGAGCAACAAGAGCCAGGGAGAUGGUGAGGAGGAGCAGAAGGAGGUGAAGCAGGAAGGUGCGGAGGAGAAGAAAAGAAAGGAGGAAGAGAAGCACGACGAACCAGAUAAAGCCACCACAAAGGAGGAGGAUGAGCGGCGGCGAGACCUCACCGACCGUAGGGAGAGCCUGAUAAAGUCGCUGCGAGGUCUGCUGAAGAACGGGAAGGAGGUGAAGAGGAGGAGGGAGGCGAUGAAGAGCGGCCAGAAAAACAUCGACUUGAAGAAGAUGAAGGAGCGUUCAAAGGAGGAAAGAAAGAAGAGGAGAAGGGAGGAGGAGAAAGACAGACGAAGGAAAGAGGAGAAAGAGACGGGAGAUAUGACCAAGAAAAGAGGGAACCGCCAGAAAGAGGAGGAGAAGGAGUCCACUCCAAAGACAGACCGGAGGAGAGACGAGAAGGAGGAGAAAACGAAGCAAAACAGGGAGAGAAAGGAGAGUCGAAACGGAGAAUCGGAGGAGAAGAAGAAGAAGAAAGACGACGAGACGGAGCAGAAGGAGAAGAAAGAGGAGGAGAAGAGGAGGAAGAAAGACGACGAGACGGAGCAGAAGGAGAAGAAAGAGGAGGAGAAGAGGAGGAAGAAAGAUGACGAGACGGAGCAGAAGGAGAAAACCUCCACUGCAGAAACCAGGAGGAACAAACCAGAUGAAGCCCAGACCAACCAACGAGGAGCCAAGCAGGAGGCGGAGCUCCGGGAACGACCGAAGGAGAAGAAAGAGGAGGAGAAGAAGAAGAAGAAAGAUGACGAGAUGGAGCAGAAGGAGGAGAAGAGGAGGAAGAAAGAUGAGACGGAGCAGAAGGAGAAGAAAGAGGAGGAGAAGAAGAAGAAGAAAGAUGACGAGACGGAGCAGAAGGAGAAAACCUCCACCGCAGAAACCAGGAGGAGCAAACCAGAUGAAGCCCAGACCAACCAACGAGGAGCCAAGCAGGAGGCGGAGCUCCAGGAACAAGCCGACCGAUCGAAGGAGAAGAAAGAGGAGGAGAAGAGGAGGAAGAAAGACGAUGAGACGGGUCAGAAGGAGAAAACUUCCACUGCGGAAACCAGGAGGAACAAACCAGAUGAGGGACAGAUAAACCAACGAGGAGCCAAGCAGGAGGCGGAGCUCCAGGAACGACCGAAGGAGAAGAAAGAGGAGGAGAAGAGCGGAGACGCCGUGCAGCAGAAAGACGAGGAGAAGAAGGACGAGAAGAAGAUCAUCGGGAAGAUCGUGAAGGCCUCCCAGGGGACCAAGAUCCAGGUGAAGACCAUGAUGGGGGGAGCACCUCCUGGGCUGGAGGAGGACAAGAAGAAGAAGGAGGAGCAAAGGGAGAAGAACCCGGAGGAGAACAAACAGGUUUCAUCUGAGGGAAAGGAGAAGAAAAGUUCUGUUCCUGAGAGGAAGUCUGAGAGACUGAGCGUCGACCAAAAGGAAGGAGAUGUGAGAAAGGAGGAGCCACACAGGAGGAGAGGGGGAGGAGGAGUCGAGACCGCCGUGAAGAAAGAGGAGGUGGAGGAGAGGAGGACACGGGAGCACAAGAAAAAAGACGAGAAGUCUGAGGGGAAGAGUGAGGAAAAGAAAGAAAAACGGGCCGACCAAUCCAACAUAGAACAGCCGGAGAGGAGGAGGAGUCUGGAUGAGGAGGCGGAGCCAAAGAACCGGGGCGUGACGCUGACCGACUCGGCUCUGCAUCGGAUCCACGGAGACAUCCGGAUCGCCCUGAAGAACGACAAUCCUGACAUCAGCAAGUGCCUGUCAGCGCUGGACCAGCUCAGCAUGCUGUACGUGACGUCGCAGCACGUUCAGAGACACAGUGAGCUGGUUUCCACGCUCAGAAAGAUGCGAUACUACCGGGCCAGCCAGGCCAUCAUGGACAAAGCCUCCAUGCUCUACAACCGCUUCAAGAACGCCUACCUGGUGGGGGAAGGGGAGGAGGUGGUGAGCGCCACCUUCCUGCGGUCGCUGCUGGAGGAGAAGGAGCAGGAGGAGGCGCAGCGGGUGGAGCGCUGGAAGGAGAAGCUGCAGGAGGAGGGCAGCAAAGCUGAAGGCUGUGAUGAGCCCGUCACCACGUCUCACCCUGUGAAAGUCUGAGACCCGCCCACGAGGAUCUUCUGCCAUGAACCCUUCAGCAGUACAGUUGGUAUCCUGUCAUGAAGCAGCAGCUGCAGGUCGGGACUCUGCUGAGCUGAAGCUCCGCCCAGCUGUUACACUGAGAAACUAGGAAAAGCAUUAACUGUUCCAUCACUAACUUGAUCUUUUUUUACUUCCUAAAGCUGAUUUUAAGCAUUAAACCCCAACAGGAUUCAGUGCUGCCUUGCUCAAAGGCUCUGAACCAGCUGCUGUGUUCUUGUAAAGUUUGUAUAGAAAUAUUUUAUUGUCUCGUGGGUUUGAUUGGUUUUGAUGUUUUUAUUCUGUGUAGGAAAACUCCAGAUCAGAUUUCUGUAAAGACUUUUACUUUGAAACACUGUUUUUGUUUUUUUAAAUGAAACCAAACUGUUUGUUUUUUUGUUUGUUUGUUUUCUCAGUAAAUCUUUGAUCCUGAAAAAGUCAUAAAACACUUUGAAACUCCCUGAACGAGUUUGACUGAUUUGGGUUCAGAAAAUCCUCCUUUCAGUCCAGAAACCUUAAAGCUGAUUCUCUGAUACACGUCUGACCACCAGAGGCAGCGCUGAGCUGAAGGUUUUAUGUGCUGGUCCAGAAGGUUCUGAUGUAUGUUUCUCAAGGAUUCGUCUUAAAGGAAGCACCUCGAUCGAGAGACGAGCUGGUGACCAAUCAGCUCUCACCUGACCGACCUUUAUCGAUAUCCACCAGGUAAAGUCCCACCUUGACCGGCGUUCCAGUCGGCUCCUGUGGACGUCGUUCAAGAACUUCCUGGAUCCACUUUACAGCUCAGAGAAACAUUAAAAAUGUUUUAUUGUUCUAAAGCAAACUCAGAUCAGGAAGUCUUUUGUCCUCAUUCUUUUAAUUUGAACACAAAGUUAUCAAAGAUGAAAAGAUUAAAAACUGAAGAUUAUUUUUCUUUCCAGAAGAAACUGAACAAAACAUUUGAAUAAACGAUUAUUUCUGGUUUCACUACAUCCUUUAA